Molecule: messenger RNA, 3838 nt
Organism: Vicia villosa (hairy vetch)
Lineage: Eukaryota; Viridiplantae; Streptophyta; Magnoliopsida; Fabales; Fabaceae
Product: putative disease resistance protein At3g14460
Exons: 6
Coding region: 289-3579 (1096 amino acids)
Biological process (GO): defense response to other organism
Molecular function (GO): ADP binding
Source: RefSeq, a predicted model, not a curated record
UUCAUUUAAGAUAUCUUAUCCUCACUUUGUUUCUCCCACACACUCAUUCAAAGUAGUCCCUCUCACUUUCACAGAGAGAUCUUAUUAUCCCUUCUUUAUAGUAUUGUACUCAUUUCAUGUUGCAUCUAUUUUUCUAAAAUUUACUCUAAGUUUUAUCUUCACUCUCAAAUUCUCUUUUACCGGGAGAUCAUAGUCUCAGAUUGUUUACUCAGAUGAACAAUUAUAGGUUCUGUUUCACGGAGAGCUCAUAAUCUCAUACUAUACUCACACUACACUAACAGAAAAGUCAUGGCAGAACUUGUUGCUGGAGCGUUCCUUUCGUCUUUCUUUCAAGUGAUUUUUGAUAGGUUGGCUUCAAGUAAUUUCACUGACUAUUUCCGUAGAGGCAAACUUGAAAAGUUGGUGGAGGAACUUGAGUCUACACUCGAUUCUAUCAACCAAGUGUUGGAUGAUGCAGAGAUAAAGCAAUACCAAAUCCCAAAUGUUAAGAGAUGGCUUGGUGAUGUUAAACAUGCUAUGUAUGAGGCUGACCAACUCUUGGAUGAGAUUGCCACUGAUGCACCAUUGAAGAAGAUAAGAGCUGAAUCUCAACCAUCUACUAGCAACAAUUUUAUUGACUAUGUUUCAGCUUUCAAUAAUUCAUUUGAAUCUCGGAUCAAAGAAUUGCUAAAGAAUCUAAAACAUCUUGCUGAGCAAAUAGAUGUGUUGGAAUUGAAAAAUGGAUCUUUGGCUCUGAAUGAAGUCGCAGUCAGUUCGAAACCUUUAGGAAGACCGCAAACUUCAUAUUUGGUGGAUGCAUCCCAGAUAUAUGGUAGAGAUGAUGAGAAAGAUGAAAUGGUCAAACUUUUACUUUCAAACAAUGACAGUGGCAACCAGACACCGACACCUCUAUCUAGCAUAGUGGGUCUGGGUGGGAUGGGCAAGACCACCUUUGCUAAGCUUGUGUACAAUGAUAGUAGGAUUGAAGAUCAUUUUGAACUUAAAGCAUGGGUUUAUGUUUCUGAAUCUUUUGAUGUUGUUGGACUCACCAAAGCAAUUCUCAAGUCAUUUCAUUCUCCAGCUGAUGAUGAAUCUAUUCUCAAUUUACUUCAACAAAGACUGCAACACAUACUAAUGGGCAAAAAAUACUUGCUUGUUUUAGAUGAUAUCUGGAACGGGAAUGCAGAUUGUUGGGAGCAGUUACUACUUCCUUUUAAUCAUGGAUCUUUUGGAAGUAAGGUUAUAGUGACAACACGUGACAAGGAGGUAGCAAAUGUUUUGAAAUCCAGCAAGUUACUUGAUUUACAGAAAUUGGGGAAAAGUGAUUGUUGGAGUUUAUUUGCAACACAUGCAUUUCAUGGAAAAAAUGUGUGUGAAAAUCCAAACCUUGAAUCAAUUGGCAAAAGAAUUGUGGAAAAGUGUGGAGGAUUGCCUUUAGCUGUAAAAACAAUGGGCCAACUCUUGCGAAAAAAAUUCUCUCAGCAUGAAUGGAUGAAGAUAUUGGAGACUGAUAUGUGGCGUUUAUCCGAUGGGGACAACAACAUUAACCCAGUGCUGAGAUUGAGUUACCAUAAUCUCCCUUCCAAUCAGAAACGUUGUUUUGCUUAUUGUUCUAUGUUUCCCAAGGGUUAUUGGUUUAAAAAAGGUGAAUUAGUCCAGAUUUGGAUGGCAGAAGGUUUGCUAAAGUGUUGCAUAACAGAAAAAAGUGAAGAAGAGAUAGGUAAUGAAAUUUUAGGUGAUCUCGAGUCAAUUUCAUUUUUUCAACAAUCAGUUGAUGAUAAUUACUGUGACAUGCAUGACCUUGUGAAUGAUUUGGCUAAUUCAGUGUCCGGAGAUUUUUGUAUGCAAAUCGACAAAGAUAAGGUGGAAGGUAUCCCUAAAAGGACUCGUCACCUUAGGUGUUCUCUUCGAUCAAAAUUUGUUUAUAAAUCACUAGAUCCAAUUUGUGAGCUUAAGGGACUACGUAGUUUGAUUCUAAAAGGCAAUGGAUCUACCGUGAUAACCAACAAUCUGCAACGUGAUAUAUUUUCAAGACUAAAAUAUUUGCGAAUGUUGUCAUUAUAUGGUUGCUUCAUCUCAGAGAUAGUUGAUGAGAUAGGUAAUUUAAAGCUUCCGCGUUAUCUAGACCUUUCUCUUACUAGAAUUUCAAGCUUACCCGACACCAUUUGUAUGAUGUCUAAUUUGCAAACACUCCUAUUGUGUUACUGUCCUAAUUUGACUGAGCUCCCUUCAAAUUUUUCCAAACUCAUCAAUUUACGUCAUCUCGGACUCCCAUAUUCUUUAAAGAAGAUGCCAAAGCAUAUAGGAAGUCUAAGCAAUCUCCAAACCUUGUCUUAUUUUUUAGUGGUAGAGAAGAAUGGAUCUGAUCUUAAUGAGUUGGAAAAACUAAACCAUCUUCAUGGAAUAAUUCAUAUUCAAGGAUUGGGUAAUGUCAUUGAUUCUCUAGAUGUUGGGACAAAUUUUUUGAAAGAUAAGUAUCUAGAAGAAAUAGAGAUGACAUUUGGUGGCAGAAGAGAAAACGUGGAUGGAUCAAUCGCUGAAAGCAAUGUGUCUAUUUUGGAAGCUCUUCAACCAAAUAGAAACUUGAAGAGGCUCAUCAUCCGAUUAUACAAGGGUAAUAGCUUUCCGAAAUGGCUAACGGGUUGUCAUUUACCCAACUUAGUAUCUCUUACACUUGGGAGAAUGAAGAAUUGGGAGGAAUGGUUAUGUAUUGAAGGUUUUCCUUUACUUAAAGAGCUUUAUAUAAAUGAUUGUCCCAAAUUGAAAAGGGCACCACUGCCUCAACACCUUCCUUCUUUACAGAAGUUGGAGAUUGUUAAUUGCGAGAUGCUGGAUGUAUCAAUUCCCAAUGGUGAUAAUAUCAUAGAGUUAUAUAUAAAGAAAUGUGGUCGAAUUUUGAUAUUUCUCCAUCCUUCGAGACUGGAGUGGGGUUUUCUCCACCUCAAAUCUCUCAAGCAUCUAUGUAUUGCUAACUGCCCUAGUCUUGAGGGCUUUCCCGAGGAGAGUCUACCCAACUCCCUUAUAUCAUUGAGAAUUAAUGAUUGUCCAUUACUUGAAGAGAAGUACAAAAAGGAGGGAGGAGAGCGUUGGCAUACAAUUAGUCACAUCCCUUCUGUGAUGAUUGAUGAUUUUCAUUCAGAGAUAGCAUUAGAUCUACAGAAAUGUUAUCAAAUUUUGAUGAAUGAGUCGUCAUCCAAGUUGAGGUACCUUCAAAUACAAGAUUGUCCUAAAUUGAUUGCUUCGAAAGAGGAGUUGGGUUUGUAUCAACUCAAUUCUCGAAAAGAUUUUUCAGUUAGUGACGACUCUAUGGAGUCAUUCCCCGAAGAGAAUAUUCUGCCACCAACUCUAAAGUCUCUUAAAUUGUACUAUAGUUCGAAGCUAAGAUCAAUGAACUACCAAGGUCUUCUCCACCUGAAAUCUCUCAUUCAAAUAUCUAUUGCUAACUGUCCUAGUCUUGAGCGCUUGCCGGAGGAGAGUCUGCCGUACUCCCUUAAUACUUUGAUCAAUCACAGUUGUCCGUUACUUAAGGAGGAUGGAGGUGAGUGUUGGCAUACAAUUAGUCACAUCCCUACUGUGAAGAUUGACGGAAUUGAGCGGUAGAAAUGACUUCUUUGUCACAGUGGCAACUCUAUAUGACCUCUCUCUUGCAUGUCAGCCUCAAAGAUCUUGCAUUUCCUGCUAACAAGACAUAUCCACUGCCACCAACAUGAAGCACCACAACUUCCUUAAUCUUUUCGACACUUUUCAAUUUGUAUAUAUUCCUUCCUAGAUCAUACACUGGAAGUUGAGUUUCCAAUUAAAUGAUGCUAUCAUUGCAAUACUUCUAACAGAAUUCAAGAAAUUUACAAAGCACAUUAUG